Blumeria graminis f. sp. triticale is the source of this 459-nucleotide messenger RNA. The record is from the annotation of a GenBank genome assembly. Lineage: Eukaryota; Fungi; Ascomycota; Leotiomycetes; Helotiales; Erysiphaceae.
AUGAAGUUUCUUGCUAUGACUGGCAUGGCUGUGCUUCUCGGCAUCUUAGCGCCAGUGAUAGCAGAGGAGGAUGAAUACCUCUUUCCCACCAAGCGGCCAAUACCCGAUCAAGACAAAUGUUUCAUAAUCAAAUGUGAUCAGAACCAACACAAAUCAGCCGAUCUCAAGAAACUUGUGUCAAAGGUAGUGCCUCUCAUCAAUAAAGGACAUCGAUUUCCCGAUGAGCCCCGACUUUACAACUUUGAAGCAACAGGAUCGUUUUACUCCUACCCUAUACUUCCUAAUCUAGAGCUCUACGAUAAUGGAACCUUUCCGACAGAUUAUGUCUUAUUUAACGAAGAUGAAGUUGUCGUUGGUGGGAUGAGAUAUUUCGGAGUAGCGCUCAACAACAUAGAAAGGUGUAUGGAUGAAGAGUGUCCGUGUGAAGGCAAUCAAACUAGUUGUGAUAAAGAUACAUGA